ACUGCGGAGAUUCGCCCCGAAAGCAGCGCCCCAGGUGCGCGCCCGCAGCGGGCGGGCGCCGGCGCCAUGGCGGCAGGCGGGCAGCCGGCCCGGAGCGCUGCCGGCGGCCCCUGCCCGCACACGGAGGCCGCGGUGACGCCUCCCCACCCCGAGGCCGCGGCGGGGGACGCGGAGCGCGCUGCCGGCCGGGACAGCGCCGAAGGAAGAAGAGGACUGGGUGACUUCGUGUCUGCGCUUCCUCCCGAGAUCAGCUCCCGGAUUUUCAGCGGGCUGGAUGUGGAUAGCUUGUGUCACGCGUCCGUGACGUGCAAGGGCUGGCACCGCGUCAUCGAGAGCAACGAGCGGCUGUGGCGGCACCACUGCCUGGCCGUGCGCGCCGUCUGCCAGCGGGAGAUCGACUGCGACCGAGGGAACGGGUAUUCCUGGAAGAUUACAUUGUUGAGAAACUACUGGAAAAGCAAAGUGAAGCAAGAAUGGCUUAGUGGGAAAUACAGCAACAUUCCUUCACAAUUCAGCUUGCCAGAGAAAAGCAUGUAUCCAAUGGACGUUGACACGUGGGGAGAAAUCUUGGAAGCAGAACUUGAGAGAUGAGAAAAGAAGUGCUGAUUUCUUGCAACUCAAACAACUUUUGCCAAUAGCACACACACUGUUUGGCAGUUGUGAAAAUGACUGAAUUAUUUUGGACUGAUUAUAAAUUUAUGAUGAAAGCUCAAAAAAAGAAGUUAAUGUGUGUCUUUUUUAUUUUGCAGUUUACUGUAUUAAUUUUAUGUAAAAUUCUAAAGACAACUAACUCUCCAGUUGUGUUUUAUAUUUAUAAAUCUAAUUGCACUGUCAAAAAUAUGCUGAUUAUAAUUUCAGUUUGCACUUUUUGUUUUGGAAGAGAUGAUUUUUAUAUUAAAAAAAAAAAGC
Molecule: messenger RNA, 909 nt
Organism: Cinclus cinclus
Lineage: Eukaryota; Metazoa; Chordata; Aves; Passeriformes; Cinclidae
Gene: FBXO48
Product: F-box protein 48
Exons: 2
Coding region: 67-591 (174 amino acids)
Biological process (GO): SCF-dependent proteasomal ubiquitin-dependent protein catabolic process
Cellular component (GO): SCF ubiquitin ligase complex
Molecular function (GO): protein binding
Source: RefSeq, a predicted model, not a curated record